CUUUCUCCUUCCCUCUAGCCUCCAGCGUCUGUCUCCAGGAUUUCUCUCUUCCUAUUUCAGGAGGACUCUCACAGGCUCCCUCAGCCUGUGCGAAGCUGAGGUUUCCCCUGGAUCUCGUAUAUCCCCAACACAUACCUCCACGCACACACGUCCCCGAGAACCCCGCGCUCACACCGACACACACUCGCGCGCGCACACCCUCGCGGUCGCCUGUCCAUCUCCCUCCCGGGAGAGCCGGCGCGCGUCUCCACCUUCGCCGCACACUCCCGCUAGCCGAGCUCGCAGCGCGCUAGGAUUCUUGCGGCUCGGAACUCGGAUCGCAGCGCUCAACCCCUAUGGUGGUUUUUGGAAACAUUUCUUUUCCUCCUUUUCCUCGUUUUUAUUGCACCGUUUUCGGUCUGGGGAACUAGAGGAGCGAGGCGGCUGCUUUCCCAGCCAGCCCCGGUUGGCUUUGCCAUCCUCCAUCAGGCUUAUAAAAGUUUGCUGAGCGCAGUCCAGAGGGCUGCGCGGCUCGUCCCCUCGGCUGGCGGAAGGGGGUGACGCUGGGCAGCUGCGAGGAGCGCGCCGCCGGCUCUGGCGGGCUUUCGGCUGGAGGGGCAAGGUGAAGAGCGCACGGGUCCCGGGGUUCACGGAGCUGGAUUUGCAUGUUGCACCAUGCCUUCUUGGAUCGGGGCUGUGAUUCUUCCCCUCUCCGGGCUGCUGCUGUCUCUCCCUGCCCGGGCGGAGGUGAAGGCUCGGAGCUGCGGCGAGGUCCGCCAGGCGUACGGUGCCAAGGGAUUCAGCCUGGCGGACAUCCCCUACCAGGAGAUCGCAGGAGAACACUUGAGAAUCUGUCCUCAAGAGUACACAUGCUGUACCACGGAAAUGGAAGACAAGCUCAGUCAACAGAGCAAGCUGGAGUUUGAAAACCUGGUGGAGGGGACAAGCCACUUUGUGCGCACCACGUUCGUGUCCAGGCACAAGAAGUUUGACGAGUUUUUCCGAGAGCUCCUGGAGAAUGCAGAAAAGUCAUUAAAUGAUAUGUUUGUACGGACCUAUGGAAUGCUAUACAUGCAGAAUUCGGAAGUGUUCCAGGACCUCUUUACAGAACUUAAGAGAUACUACACAGGGGGCAACGUGAACCUGGAGGAAAUGCUCAAUGACUUCUGGGCUCGGCUCCUGGAGCGGAUGUUUCAGCUCAUCAACCCCCAGUAUCAUUUCAGCGAGGACUACCUGGAGUGCGUGAGCAAAUACACAGACCAGCUGAAACCGUUUGGAGAUGUUCCCCGGAAGCUGAAAAUUCAGAUCACCCGCGCCUUCAUUGCUGCGCGGACAUUUGUCCAAGGGCUGACCGUGGGCAGAGAAGUUGCAAAUCGAGUGUCCAAGGUCAGCCCAACCCCAGGCUGCAUCCGUGCCCUCAUGAAGAUGCUAUACUGCGCUUAUUGUCGAGGACUCCCCGCUGUGAGACCAUGCAACAACUACUGCCUCAAUGUCAUGAAGGGCUGCCUGGCAAAUCAAGCUGAUCUCGACACCGAGUGGAACCUGUUUAUAGAUGCCAUGCUCUUGGUGGCAGAGCGACUGGAAGGACCAUUCAACAUUGAGUCAGUCAUGGACCCAAUAGACGUCAAGAUCUCUGAAGCCAUUAUGAACAUGCAGGAAAACAGCAUGCAGGUGUCUGCAAAGGUGUUUCAGGGAUGUGGCCAACCCAAACCUGCUCCAGCUCUCAGAUCUGCUCGCUCAGCUCCUGAAAAUUUUAAUACACGAUUCAGGCCUUACAAUCCUGAGGAAAGACCUACCACUGCUGCUGGCACGAGCUUGGACCGGCUGGUCACAGACAUAAAAGAGAAACUGAAGCUCUCUAAAAAGGUCUGGUCGACAUUGCCCUACACCAUCUGCAAGGACGAGAGCGUGACGGCGGGCACGUCCAACGAAGAGGAAUGUUGGAAUGGGCACAGCAAAGCCAGGUACUUGCCUGAGAUCAUGAAUGACGGGCUGACCAACCAGAUCAACAACCCGGAGGUGGACGUGGACAUCACGCGGCCCGACACGUUCAUCAGGCAGCAGAUCAUGGCUCUCCGCGUGAUGACCAACAAACUGAAGAAUGCAUACAAUGGCAAUGACGUCAACUUCCAGGACACAAGCGACGAAUCCAGCGGCUCGGGGAGCGGCAGUGGGUGCAUGGAUGACGUGUGUCCUACAGAGUUCGAGUUUGUCACCACCGAGGCCCCCGCGGUGGAUCCCGACCGGAGAGAAGUAGACUCUUCUGCCGGCCAGCCGGGCCACUCCCUGCUCUCAGGAUCUCUCGCCUGCGUCGCCCUGGCACUGCAGAGCCUGUGCAGAUAAUCCUGGGUUUUCGGUCAGAUGAAACUGCAUUUUAGCUAUUGGAAUGGCCAACUCACUUCUUUUCUUACACCCUUGGACAGUGGACCAUGCCACAAAAACUAACCGGUUUCCGAGAAGAGGGCAGUACUGUACUCUGCCUCCCUUUUUGUUUUCCCAAAGAGUACCGGGCGCCAGACUGGACUGCUUCCUCUUUCCUUCAGCUAUCUGUGGGGACCUUGUUUAUUCUAGAGAAUUCUUACUCCAAUCUUUCGUACCAGGAGAUUUUCUUACCUUCAUUUGCUUUUAUGCUGCAGAAGUAAAGGAAUCUCACGUUGUGAGUUUUUUUUUCCCCCCAUUAAAAAAAAAAAUAGAAAGAAAAGAUCAUUUUCCUUGCAAAAUCAGGCCAAACCCCAAGACAACUGCAAUUGGAACAAAGAAGCAAACAAGAGAGAAAAAUAAAAGAGCUUUAAUGCCAUAAGUUUGGCAUUGCCAGCCAGCUCCCAGUGUAAGCUUUUCAGUAACAAAUCAGGGUUACAAAAUGCUUAUGGAGAGAAAGUUUGACAUUUUUUUCAUGUAAUGAAAAAACACUGUUGUCUUGGAGGUCUUGCACGCUAACCACACAAUGCCCCAGCUGAUUUGGAGGUACUGAGGGUAAAUUUAGAAUUCCAUCUUUACUAUGAUAGAAAAAUUUGCUAUAUAGCUCAGCACCUCUCUCUUACCUUGCCCGAUUUCAAUUUCAGUAAUGGUAUCAUUUUUCUUAAUUCUUUUAAUUAUACACUUUAUAAUACAGUGUCUGUCCACUGUAUCCAAUUGGCACAGACUUUUUGCUUCAUUUUCAGUUACUAGUGGACACCGGCCUGAACUCAUCCCCCUCAAGGGUCUGAAAUGAAAUCAUCAACAAUACAAUCUCUUUGCUUUAGCCACAGGCUUGACAGGAAUCAGAUGUUUCUGCCCUGUGCUCAUUACCCUCCCCAAAGAAGAGUUCUUUUAAUGAACAGAAGAAGAAUUCGAUCCAUAAGUGAGUUUUCAUUUUUAACUAUUUACUUUGUGUCAAUUGGUUUCUGCAUCACAAGGGCAUUCUCUUACAAAAUAACUCACAACAACAAAAAACGUCAAGACAAAAAAAUAUAUAUAUAGUAUUGACAUGGAGAUUUCUUUCACUUUUUUAGUCUUAGUAUGAUCAUCUAUUUUUAUAUCUAUAUAUAUAUAAAUCACAGAUUUUAACUUCUUAAUUCCAAGCUCAGGGUUGACACACCUUUGUAACGAAAAUGUUUUGUCAACCAGCUCUUCUUGUUUUGUGCUGCUCAGAGAAGGGAUUCCUCAUUUAUCUGUGAGCACCAAGAAUCAAGAAAGAGAACUUUUUACGUAUCUAACUGUCCAUUUAUUAAAAGUUUGCCAGGGCACACCUUUCUCGCAUGAGUGUGCUUUGCCCUGGGUGCUCCACACUGUACCUAACUCAUGGGCAGAGCCAUGGGUGUGCAGAACUGUACCGGUCGUGGAAACUGUAUGUGCAAGGAAUGUGUUAUUCAUGCAAAACCAUUGCUUUCAGGACAACGCCUUCAGCCUAGGAUUCCUGCUUGGCACUUGGAGAGAUGUCCUAAUUUAACAGGCUGAUUUAUAGCCUAACUCUUCCACCAGGUGUGCCAAAGCCAGGCAUGAUGCUCCCCUUGAUAGAGAGAAGCAAAAUAAACCAAACUGGGGCUUUAUGAAUACAGUUGGCUAUCCAUGUUUUUUAUUUUUUUGGUUUCUAUGAUGCUUCUGGGGUUGGGAAAAGUAAUGUUUCAAGACACCAUAGUAUGCCAGUCACAUGUUAACUAACCCAUUGGCAGUCAUGACACAUAAAUGGUAUUUUUUAUCUCCAUAUUCAUCAAAAUUAUAAUUAGUUAUCAAUUUAGUCAUCACACUUAAGUAGAACACAUGCAGCACAAUAGUAUUAAGUAUAUUUGAGCACUUUUGCAAAACUGAAAGUAUUUAGAAGCAUCUCUUGCUAUUGUAUGCCUAACAAAAUAUGGAACGUAGGAUUUUGAGAGACUUUUUGGCAUCUUUUCAUUUAAAUCUUUAAGAAAUUAACACUUAAUCUAAUUUGGCAUUCCAUACUUCUAGAAAACCAUUCAUUUCACUGCCAAACUUCAGCUUCCUAGCACCAAUUACACAUAAAGCAUCUCUAUGAAGGACCAAUCAUUUAUGUUGCUCAUUGCAUUGUAUGUUCAGAAAUCAGUAUUGUCUUUCUCCAGUAAUUAAGGUGCAAUACAAAUUAAAUCAAUCUUGAUUUUCCAGAAUAUUUGAGUCAUCACUUGUUUUCGUAGCUUUAAGCUCCAAGUCUUUCCUUUUAAAAAAAUAUUUCUGCAUUGCUUUCUGUGAAAUAGACCCAAAUGCCUUGUUUUCCCUGUGCUUUCACCCCCAGAGGGCUUUGUGCAUGUGUGUGAAUACACCUUAUAUUAAUGAAUGUGAACCCAUGUUCUGUACACACUAAACACACCAAUAGUAUAUAAAUGCCUGCUUCAUUUGUUUCCACACCUUUGUUAUCAAUAUUAUUCAUAUUGGUGAGCUAUAGUGAACUAUAUGAGCCAGGCAGAAAGCUGACAUCACUAUCAGUUAAUGAUGCCACAGUAAUCGUCACCCGCAGGGAUGUGGUCAAAAUACUAUUCAAAUUGUACUUCCUGCUUUUUAAUCAUCAUCCCACCCCAUCAUAUGAUUUUUUAGACUAAUUUGACAUGAGAAUUUUUUUGUACCCUAAGAGAAUUAGCUUAAUCUAGUUAACCCAUUUCAGUAAGUAUUUUGGAAUUUCUCCCUCCCUGCACCACCAAAUUAAUUUCUCUCAUUUUAGCAUAGUGAUAGGGGAUGUGAUGAUACUCCAUUGUUUUUCCUGACCUACCCUCACUUGCUCUGAAGUCCCCUAAAUUCUGUAAUCACAUCAUAACCUCUGUUAUGAGUAGAGAGGAACGGACUCACUGAAAUCGGACACUAGGAACAGUUGGGUGAUGCUCAUAACUGCAAACACUUAGCUUAUUGAAGUGCCUCUAUUUACAUGUUCCUUAGUUAUAAUAUGUAUUUUUCUAACAGAAAUACACGUCUGUAACUGGUGUAUAUUAUACUUUGUAUAUGUUAUAACAAAACCUAAACAGAGGCUAAAGUCUUAAGCAGAGAAGAAUGGAUUGCAAAUUCAUGAGUUCGAGCUCCGCUUAUGGUUCUGUAUUAAAGGACAGACACGAUGACCUUCUCUCAUUUGAAUGAAGGUCAAGUCAGGACUUUGAUCAGAGCCAUCAUAGAACAGCAUUAGCGCUAGCAAUCUGACUCCCUUACAGUGUCUUAACCAGAUCAAUAUCUUGUAUUACUUGCUUUAAUUGUAAGGGAUAGAAAAUACUACUUUGCCUACACCAAAAAACAUGAUUAUUCAUUGACAAGCAGUAGUCAUUGUAAAAGUAGCGUUCUGUAAAUCAAACACACUGAAAAUAUUAUCAGAUGCAGAGCCCUGAUGUUUAAUUUAUAUUCCCUGCUGCAGACAUUAGCCUACUUUAAUUCUUUAGCCAUUACAUACAUGUUUUGGCUAUACACUGAACACCUACUAACGUCCUCAAGGAGGAACAAAACUUUGGCAGAUUCCUGAGUUGUGAUUCUUUGAUUACUUCUCUUUGCAAGGCUGAUUAUCAGGUGGUUGGAUGAAUGGUGGAAGGGUUAGCAAGUGCAAGUUUUGACUUGCCCAAAACUUGCAGAAAUUCAAACUCAUUUACUUACAGUCACUAACCAAUCUGACUUCUAACUUUAGAAAAAGAGUGGAGGAGAGGAGGAGUUUAGCUUUGCUAACAGAAGAGUAAAGGAGACCAUAACUUAUAAAUUUGCAGUGUGUUCCUCCUUGGCGGAGACAUUAGCCAGUGUUUGGUUUUAGGCCAAGUUCUACAAAGACAGUAUUGAUUUGUAUGCAUCCUGGAGCCUUGCUAUAACACAGUUUGCUACAGCACGGGACUCAGCCUAGCAUGGGGCCAUUUGAACCUCAGUGAAGGUUGCAUAGGUACUGGAAUCUUUGACAUUGCCUUGUAACGAGGUACUUCGACGAAAAGACAGCUCAAGUUGGCGUGGUAGUGAGGUCUCCGUAUGCAUAUGCAUAACAUAUAUGCAGGACAAAUGUGUGCACCAAUCAAACCUAAAAUUUUAUGUGACUGUCAAAUGAAUAUGAUUUGGGUUAAGAUUUUUCAUUUCUGAUUUGGAUAGAAAAUUGCUAUUAAUCUUGUAUUAAAAUAGUUUUUAAAAAUCUA
Odocoileus virginianus texanus is the source of this 6554-nucleotide messenger RNA. RefSeq names its product glypican 6 (gene GPC6). NCBI's taxonomy places the organism in Eukaryota, Metazoa, Chordata, Mammalia, Artiodactyla, Cervidae. The record is from RefSeq and is a predicted model, not a curated record. Gene Ontology annotation, cellular component: synapse; extracellular region; plasma membrane. Gene Ontology annotation, biological process: cell migration; regulation of neurotransmitter receptor localization to postsynaptic specialization membrane; regulation of signal transduction.